Molecule: messenger RNA, 1263 nt
Organism: Mycena indigotica
Lineage: Eukaryota; Fungi; Basidiomycota; Agaricomycetes; Agaricales; Mycenaceae
Product: Dihydrolipoamide succinyltransferase
Exons: 7
Coding region: 1-1263 (420 amino acids)
Biological process (GO): tricarboxylic acid cycle
Cellular component (GO): oxoglutarate dehydrogenase complex
Molecular function (GO): dihydrolipoyllysine-residue succinyltransferase activity
Source: RefSeq, a predicted model, not a curated record
AUGCUCUCAAAACGACUAUUACUUCGUGCAACGACGGGUAAGACCGCCGUCGCACUGUCUCGUGGAUGGGCAGCGACCAUUCCGCAAACGAAACGCGCCGCUUUCCACUCGACGUGUCUUCUGCAGGCGGAAACCGUCAAGGUCCCACAAAUGGCUGAGUCUAUCACGGAAGGCACUCUCAAGUCGUGGCUAAAGCAAGUCGGGGACAGCGUUGCUGCCGACGAGGAGGUCGCCACAAUAGAGACUGACAAGAUUGAUGUUUCCGUCAACGCACCGACUGCCGGGAAGAUUGUUGAACUGCUUGCUGGCGAAGAAGACACGGUCACUGUUGGCCAAGAUUUGUUCCGGAUUGAGCCCGGGGAGGGUGGUGCUGCUGCCUCCCCGCCGCCAUCGUCAGAACCCAAAGAAGAUACCCCGAAAGAGAAGAAAGAUGAGCCGAAACAGGCCGAACCAGAGAAAAAAGACGCGCCAAAAUCUGCGCCCCCUCCUCCCCCGAAACAGGAAGCGAAGAAAGAGAGCAAACCCGAGCCAAAAUCAUCCCCUGCACCAUCGACACCUGGAAGCAGGAAUGAGACCCGCGUGAAGAUGAACCGGAUGCGUCUCCGAAUCGCUGAGCGUCUGAAGGAAUCACAAAACGCUGCCGCAUCUCUCACUACCUUCAACGAAAUCGACAUGUCCUCCCUCAUCGACCUCCGCAAACGCUACAAAGACGCGAUUCUGAAGGAGCACGAUGUCAAACUCGGUUAUAUGAGCGCGUUCGCCAAGGCUUGCACCUUGGCUUUGAAGGAAAUACCCUCUGCCAACGCGUCAAUAGAGGGCGACGAGAUUGUCUAUCGCGACUAUGUUGACCUCAGUGUGGCAGUUGCAACACCGAAGGGAUUGGUUACACCCGUUGUGAGGAAUGCAGAGAGUCUCGGUUUCGUGGGCAUAGAGAAGGAGAUUGCGGCUCUUGGAAAGAAAGCUCGCGAUGGUAAGCUGACGCUGGAAGAUAUGGCCGGUGGUACUUUCACCAUCUCUAACGGUGGUGUCUUCGGUUCACUUUAUGGAACGCCCAUUAUCAACCUCCCGCAAUCUGCCGUCUUGGGCAUGCAUGCUAUCAAGGACCGACCCGUUGUCGUAGACGGGCAGAUUGUUGUCCGACCCAUCAUGGUCGUUGCCCUCACAUAUGACCAUCGUUUGCUCGACGGUCGUGAAGCUGUGACUUUCCUCGUCAAGGUGAAGGAAUAUCUCGAGGACCCGCGGAAGAUGCUUUUGGCCAACUAA